Molecule: messenger RNA, 3987 nt
Organism: Saccostrea cuccullata (small rock oyster)
Lineage: Eukaryota; Metazoa; Mollusca; Bivalvia; Ostreida; Ostreidae
Exons: 1
Coding region: 1-3987 (1328 amino acids)
Biological process (GO): DNA integration
Molecular function (GO): nucleic acid binding
Source: RefSeq, a predicted model, not a curated record
AUGGGACGUGAGGCGAUAAAGAUUUACGAUUCAUUUACAUGGGCACCGGAAGUUGAAGCUGAUGAACAGGCGGGUAUUCAGGCUGUUCCGGCGGAGAACAAACAUGAUUUAACCACAGUUUUUCGAAAGUUUGACAGACAUUACGGUGUACAUAAUUACAGAAACAUUAAAAGACAGGAAUUUCUGAACACUAAACGAGGCAACAAAACCAUUAUGGAUUACAUAUCUGAACUUAAGAAAAAGGCAGAGUUCUGUGAAUAUGGAGAUCAGCGUGAAGGAUUUAUUUGUGACAUGAUCAUAAAUGGUGUGAAUGACAGAAAGUGUACAGAAAAACUUAUGGAAAUUUCGGCAGCAGAACUGACUUUGGAGAAAGUUAUUCAGACAUGCAGACAAGUGGAACUCACGAAAGCUCAUCUUGAUACACUCACAGAAAAUCCGACAGUCAACUAUGUUAGCACCUCCAAGCCAAAGCAGAAAUCGGGUUAUCAAGGAAAGUACCCCUAUUGUGAAAAGUGCACGAAGCAUCAUGCUUUUCGACAGUGCCCAGCAUUCAACAAACCUUGUAAUGAGUGUGGCUUAAAAGGACACUUUAAAGCAUCACCACUGUGUAAAGGACGUUCUCGUCAAUAUCAACAAAAUCGAGGAAAUUCACGCCGUGGACGUGGUUGGAGAUCUGGACGUGGCCAUGAAACUAGCAGACCCCCACAACGUCAUAGUGUGCACUAUUCUGCCUGUCAGGAACCAGAUCCGGAUGUCUGUGACAUUUUUGAUCAGAGCUUGGUACAGCAGUGCUACACCGCAUUUAUGGAGGAAUCAUUUGAAAGUGUUCAUGCAGUGUCUAGUGCUGAUGGUGAUUGGACUGUUACUUUUGAGAUACAAGGAUCACCGUUUCCAUUGGAAUUGGAAAUCGACAGUGGAGCGAGAUGUAGCAUAAUUUCCAAGGCAAUAGCUCAACAAUUUACCUCGAUUGCUUCAGUUCAUGAAAGUGGCACAGUUAUCAAUGGUGUGUGUGGCAACCCGACAAAAGUGUAUGGUGAAAUAACAUUACCUUGUAAAUAUGGAACAAUGUUGCGAAAUGUAACCUUCAAGAUUAUGGACACACCGAAACACAUCAGCCUGUUAGGGAGACCUGACUGUCUACACUUUGGUCUGAUUAUGCGAGUGAACACAGUGAACAGUGUUAGUAUAUCCACAAAUGAGCUUAUUCAAGAAUACUCGGAUGUGGUCGGAGACAGUAUUGGCUGCUUACCAGGGGAAUAUGACAUCAAAGUGGAUGAUUCAGUGGAACCUGUUAUUCAUGCUCCAAGACCAUUACCAGUGGCAAUGUGUGAUGAUGUGAAAAAAGAACUUGACCAUCUAAUGAAGUGUAACAUCAUUGCACCUGUAACAGAGCCAACCAGUUGGGUGAGCAGCAUGGUAUGUGUCCGCAAGAAGAAUGGACGAGUUAGGAUAUGCUUAGAUCCUACUGAUCUGAACAAAGCAGUGCUACGUGAACAUUUCCCUAUGAACACUAUAGAAGAUAUAGUCACCAGAGUACAUGGAAGCCAGAUAUUUUCUACAUUGGAUGCAAACAUGGGAUACUUCCAGAUCAAACUCUCCAAGAAGAGUUCACUUCUUACUACGUUUAACACGCCUUUUGGCCGAUAUCGUUACUUACGCAUGCCGAUGGGCCUCAAGUGUGCAGCAGAAGUAUUUCAACGAGAAAUGAUCAACCACUUUGGGAGUAUAGAUGGAGUCGAAGUGGUUAUGGACGACAUCCUGAUACAUGGCCGUGAUGAACAUGAACACAACAGUCGUUUGCGUAGUGUACUUGAACGUGCCAAGUCCAUCAACUUGAAACUGAACAGAGCCAAAUGUAUUCUAGCUAAGAGUGAAGUCAACUACGUGGGUCAUUUAUUGACUGGUGAGGGACUGAAGCCUACCCCUGAACGAGUUCGAGCAAUAACAGAGAUGAGGGACCCGGAAAAUCAUGCAGAGCUGGAAACGGUUCUGGGCAUGCUUGCCUAUGUUGCAAAGUUUAUUCCAAAUCUCAGUGACCUGAAUGCACCUCUCAGAGCUCUUAAGACUAGUGAUCACUGGAAUUGGACUUCCGAAGCAAAGGAGUCAUUUGAGAAUGUGAAAAAAGCACUUUCCUCAACUAAAGUUCUCAGAUAUUUUGAUACCAAUCAACCGGUAACUCUAAGCGUAGAUGCGUCUAUGAAGGGACUAGGAGCAGCAAUUAUUCAACAGAGUGGAGUUGUUGCAUACGCCUCAAGAGCCCUUACCCCUGCAGAACAGCGUUAUGCACAAAUAGAAAAAGAAAUGCUUGCGGUAGUGUUUGGCUGCGAAAAAUUCCACAAGCUUCUGUAUGGCAAAAGUGAUGUAACAAUUGAAUCUGAUCACAAACCUCUAGAAACUAUUAUGCGCAAGCCGAUACCUUCUGCACCGAUGCGUAUUCAGAAGAUGAUGCUGAAACUUCAGCCAUAUGAGUUUCGUCUUGUCUAUGUGAAAGGAAAAGAUCUAGGACUUGCGGAUUGUCUUAGUCGUCUACCUCUAGAAGAUACUUGUCAGUCAAUGGAUGAUGAAAUGAUGGUUUUCAAAACAGAUACAUUGACGAGCAGCAAGCAUGAUGUGAUUGCAGAAGCUACCAAACGCGAUGAUCAGCUGCAAAUGUUGAAGAAGGUCAUUAGUGACGGAUGGCCUGACAGAAGAGCUGAUGCGCCAUUAGAGGUUUUACAGUUUUGGGACUUCAGAGAUGAACUCUCAACAUAUAAUGGUGUGAUUUACCGAGGAGAACGCAUUGUAAUUCCAGUAGAGCUGAGACCAUCUACAUUGAAAACUAUUCACAGCUCGCACAUGGGGAUGCUGAAAUGCAAACAACGAGCAAGAGAACUGGUUUAUUGGCCUGGAAUGAAUAAGCAGAUAGAGGACGUGGUGAGCCGUUGCAGCACAUGUCUACUUCAUCAAAACAGACCCCAGAAGGAGCCUAUGAUGAUACACCCCUUACCUUCCUUACCAUGGAGCAAGGUAGCCACGGAUCUGUUUGAAUUAGAUGGCUUUCACUACUUAAUUAUGGUGGAUUACUAUUCUAACUUCAUCGAAGUGGCAUCACUAAAACAUGACACCACUUCAAGGAAUGUUAUCAAGCACCUGAAAGAAAACAUUGCCAGAUAUGGCAUCAUUGACACUUUGAUCAGCGACAAUGGUCCUCAGUACACUAGUGCUGAAUUCAAGUCUUUUGUUGCUAGCUAUGGGAUUGAACAUGUGACCUCUUCACCUUUAUAUGCACAGUCCAAUGGUCUGGCUGAAAAGUCUGUGCAAACAGUGAAGAACUUGCUAAACAAAUGCCGCGAAUCAGGAGAUGAUGUGUACCUAGCCCUUUUAGAUUUAAGGAACACUCCUCGGGAUGAGCAGAUAGGAUCACCUAUGCAGAGAUUGAUGGGUCGACGAGCAAAAACGCUACUCCCCAUAAGUGAUAGUCUGAGGAAACCAACAACCAUCAAACCAGAAGCUGUUUCAUCGAAGCUGAUGGAGUAUCGUCAGAAGCAGAAGUUUUACUAUGAUCAUGGGGCAAAAGAGCGUGCCGAAUGUCAGCCCGGUGACACCCUUCGUAUUCAUAGUCCGGAUGGAUGGAAGCCGGCCGAGUUCGUCAGAAAGUCAGGUGAACCUCGUUCUUAUGUUGUGAAGGCAGGAAGUGGUCGACUUUACCGUAGAAACAACAGUAUGCUUCUCAAGACCAAGGAAGAGCCGCAUGUGAUUUCAACCCAAGAGUGUGACAUACCACCCGUGAAUAUUCCAUUGUGGGCGCGACCGAAAACUGAAAUAACAAAAACAUGCGUUGUACCGAAGCAAUCUGCUUCCCCUCCAAGUAAACCGACCGUUGACAGUGAACAGAUCCAGAGAACAAGAUCGGGACGAGAGAUAAAGAAACCGAAGUAUCUGGAAAAUUAUAUUUUGACUACCAAAAUUGUGUUUAGUGAUGUUGCACAUGCUACUGUGGCUUUCUGA